AUGACAGCAAAUGGAACUUUUUUUGAGUCACCUGUUCUUAAAGUUAAUUUUGAGGAGCCAAAAACUGUUAAUUCAGGAAAAUCACUUAAUAGUUAUUUUGAUUCUGAUGUUAAAUUUAACUCAACACUUAGCUUGUAUGCUUUAAUUGACUGUGCUAGUGUAGUUGAAGCAAGUGGAACCCUUAAUAUUGCUGAAAUGAAUCCUUGGUGGGGAGGAGUUGAAUUUGGAGAAAAACUUCCUAAUAAUAGUUUUUUAGUAAGUGAAAAUACUCUUUUGUUACCAGCAGGAACUUCCAACAUAUGGGAUAUCGAUGCAAAUGCUGCUUCUGCUCCUGUUAUUGCAGUUGACAUGAUGCGUAAGCUUGAGGAUAGUUUAAAAGGUUAUCGAGGAGAUGGGAUUGGAAAUUUGGCGUUAUUACAACAAUGGAAAGAAGAGGGAUUAACUGAAAAGGAUAUAAGUGGUAUGUACAAACGCCAGUGGAAUGAUAUUAUGAUCAAUAUGGUGACUCCUACCAACCAGGCUAAAAUCGUUGGUACCACUCAAUUUACGGUGAACAAAACAUGCUAUGAUGUACAGUUUGCUACACAGUACUUGAUAGCCAUGUUUGGUCUAAUAAUUAUAUUCUACAUACUUUUAGCAAGCCUUAGAAAUGUAGAUGCUUUCAAUUCAUUGAUUAAAAUUAGACAUGUCGUUCAACAAAUGGAUCUUGGUAAAGUAAUAAUAAAUGUACUGGAAUAUGGAGAGGCAAACACAGUUGGCCCAUCACAAUAG
Entrophospora sp. SA101 is the source of this 771-nucleotide messenger RNA. Lineage: Eukaryota; Fungi; Glomeromycota; Glomeromycetes; Entrophosporales; Entrophosporaceae. The record is from the annotation of a GenBank genome assembly.